This is a messenger RNA of Xenopus laevis (African clawed frog), 3932 nucleotides long. RefSeq lists its product as uncharacterized. The transcript has a single exon. The coding region runs from base 2069 to 3238 and encodes 389 amino acids. The record is from RefSeq and is a predicted model, not a curated record. NCBI's taxonomy places the organism in Eukaryota, Metazoa, Chordata, Amphibia, Anura, Pipidae.
UACAUUUGAUUGUGGCUAACGGGUAAAAAAGGUUGGCGACCCCUGCUCUAGAGAGUCUACUGCCCAUGCGCUCUUCCAGCAAUGCCGCUGCAGCCUGCCUACCCUCUAUACUGUAAGUUCCCAUUAAAGAUGUACAAAAGUGGGGCAUUGCUAACUGGCCAAAUGAAUACAGCUUGGAUGUUGAGAAGGAAGGUUAAACAUUACUGGAAAAAUUGUCCCAGGCCUUUAAAUCACUAUAUGCCAGUGAGUAUUAGCUGCCCCAACACAGAAUCAAGGGAACAAAUUGUAUUCCCACAAUAUGCCAGUAAGGGCAAAUACAUAGUAGGAGGGUAUCCCAGGGCCUAUUUCAUUUAUGAUAACCCCAGUAUUGAUUUCAUCUAUGAUAGAUAGUAAAAUGUAUUGCAGGAUAAAGCAAUGUAUAUUUCAUAUUAAGCCCCCAGAAUACAUUGUAGCUGAAAUACAGGACCAGUUUCAUGUGUAAUAGCCCCCAUACACAUGGCAGCAUAAAUGCAGUGCCAGUUUCAACCCCAGAAUAUAAUUUAGGAUCAGUAUAUCGACAGUGUAGAUUACCUCUGUCCUUUGUGCGGUAGAAAAUACAUUGUUGUUGAUUUGAGAUGGCAUUUCCCCCCCCCCCCUCUACCUCUAAUGAAACUGUAGUUUGAACUAUAGCCAAACAGUCUUUUUGUUCCGCAAGUAAGAACUAUAGGAGUCAAUGCUCCAGCCUCCCCAAGCCUCCAUUAAAGUCUGCCUCUAAUGAAACUGUAGUUUGAGCUAUAGCUGAAGUCUUUUUGUUCUGCAAGUAAGAGCUAUAGGAGUCAAUGCACCAGCCUCCCCAAGCCUUCAUUAAAGACUGCCUCUAAUGAAACUGUAGUUUGAACUAUAGCUGAACAGUCUUUUUGUUCCGCAAGUAAGAGCUAUAGGAGUCAAUGCUCCAGCCUUCCCACGCCUCCAUUAAAGUCUGCCUCUAAUGAAACUGUAGUUUGAGCUAAAUCUGAACAGUCUUUUUGUUCAGCAAUUAAGAGUUAUAGGAGUCAAUGCUCCAGCCUCCCCAAACCUUCAUUAAAGUCUGCCUCUAAAGAAACUGUAGUUUGAGCUAUAGCUGAAGUUUUUUUGUUCAGCAAUUAAGAGCUAUAGGAGUCAAUGCUCCAGCCUCCCCAAACCUUCAUUAAAGACUGCCUCUAAUGAAACUGUAGUUUGAACUAUAGCUGAACAGUCUUUUUGUUCUGCAAGUAAGAGCUGUAUGAGUCCAUGCUCCAGCCUCCCCAAGCCUCCAUUAAAGUCUGCCUCUAAUGAAACUGUAGUUUGAGCUAUAGCUGAAGUUUUUUUGUUCAGCAAUUAAGAGCUAUAGGAGUCAAUGCUCCAGCCUCCCCAAACCUUCAUUAAAGACUGCCUCUAAUGAAACUGUAGUUUGAACUAUAGCUGAACAGUCUUUUUGUUCUGCAAGUAAGAGCUGUAUGAGUCCAUGCUCCAGCCUCCCCAAGCCUCCAUUAAAGUCUGCCUCUAAUGAAACUGUAGUUUGAGCUAUAGCUGAAGUUUUUUUGUUCAGCAAUUAAGAGCUAUAGGAGUCAAUCCUCAAGCCUCCAUUAAAGACUGUCUCUAAAAGAAACUGUAUUUUUUACUAUAGCUGAACAGUCUUUUUGUUCCGUAAGUAAGAACUGUAUGAGUCAAUGCUCCAGUAACGCCAUGGCACCGCUCCUCCAGAUUUUUCAUGCAAGUCCCUCUGUGGGUUUUUUUUUUUAGAGGCCUUAGUAUAUGAAGGAUCAAAUUCUUCUGGUUGUGGAGCCUAUCCACCACCUCGGCCAUGGCAAUUUAGGCUUCUAUAAGCACAAGUUCAUUUAUCCUCACAAUAUGUGGUUGUGGUUAGAUAACUACAUAGGUAUUGGAGAAAAAAACAAAAAAACUCGGAAUUACAGCUGAUGCCUCCUCAAUGUAACCUCUUGGCUCCUCACAGCACAUCUUUAAUGAGCUGUUGCUUGUUGUCCCUGUUUGUCAGCAGACAUUCUAUAACUGCCGUUGUGGGUUUGUCUACAAACUUGUAGCACUGUAUAUGUUUGUUCUUGUUCUCUAAAUGUCUCACUUCCUUAUCUCGUUCAUAAUGCAGCCGCAGUCCAUGGUAAAUUCAGCACUCCCAGACUCUCCGCUUUUUUUCCCGACCAUUCAUGAACGCUCCAUAUCUUUCUCUCCGCCACCUACUGGCUUGUCUCCAAAGGUGCCUGCAGUGCAGCGACGCAAGAGCACCUCGUUCUUGGAGUCCCAAAGCCGCCAUGGGCUAACCCAGAUUAGGGCACUUGGGCAAGAAUCCCAUCUACCAGCUGAUGAGACCCAAUGCUGGAGGGCAGAUGAUAUGGGUAAAGCAUCUCUCCGAACAGCUCCGGAAGUUGUUCAUAAGCAUCAAAACUAUGAUGUGAUGAUGUUUCCUGACUCAAGACAAUCUUCAAUAAUUCCAAAUGAAACUCUCCUAAGACCUGUGGAAGCGGUUUAUCUAGCCAACCUACCCUCACAGGAGACCUACAGCAACAUGGCUGCACCUGAGCAAAUGGAAGGCCACAAGCUGACCCAGCUUGGCUCAUUUUAUGAUUAUAAGACUGGGCAAACCUACAUAGCACGACCCCUACAAAGCCUAAGACUGGAACCUGGUGUAAAUCAGCCGUCAGCUUUGGGUAGCGUAUCAGCCCCAGUCUCCUCAGACUCGCACGUCCGGUUUCACCAGGUGUUUGUGCCCCAGUCUGCUCCUCCGGUGCUUACUCAAAGCCAUGGAGGCCACCCGGGGUGUAUGUUUGAGUUCCACAUGCAUGCCUCUGGGUCUGUUCCCGGAGAAGCGACCGUUUACUUGCCGCACAGAGUUUAUUGCCCCCGCCGUAGCUCUAUGGACUUUAAUCCAGAAGAACUGCACCAGGGUUCUACACAGCAGGGCCGCCUCCAAACUGUCACUGAAGAGCAGUGCAACCAUAAUGGGCUGGAGCAACUGCCGCCUUUUAUAGGAAUCAUCACAUGCAACCGACCAGAGAGCAGUCCUGACUAUUCCAGCGAUUCCUCCCAAAGGAAUUCCUCCGACCUGGAUUAUCUCUCUCCUCCUCUGGCCGGUGCCUUCAGCUCCGAUAUCUCCGUGACUUCUAAGCAAAAAAUGUUGCAGGAUUCGCAGAUUUUCUUUUGUCUCUCACAGUCUGGAACUACUUCUUAUGCUGGACCGCAAGCUUUGCACAGCCAACAGGUCAUUAUCGGAGAUUUCACUAUUUAAGCCCUUCUUCAGUUUCAGCCCAGUCAGCCGAAAUGUAAUCGCAAUAUGGCUACUUUCCUGCAGUCAUCUGGGGAUGGGCUUGUGGCCCUUGAAUGGAUCAAAUUUUUAUCUGUGAUGUGUGAAAGGCUCUAAUGUUAAUGCAUGCCUUGCCUUAAAAUCUAGUCUAGUCUUGUCAAGUCUUUUCAUCAGCCAUUGACAUAGAAUAAGAAACACAACAAAACCAAAUGCUAUCUUCUUUUCUUUUUGUUGGUCAGUCCUUCGGUGUCAUUACUUUAUCCAUAGAACACCUAGUGUUUUCUUAUACACCUCAUAUUGCUUCUUAUUUUUGCCAUUCAAAGUUUGGGGGCACUGCCCAAUACAUUUGUUGGAGAGCUUGGUGUAACUAGUAUUACAUUUAAUGAUUUGUUUAUUAGUGAUUACAGGAUCCAACUUAGAGCAAAUGUUGAAGAGUAAUGAGGAGGCAGGCUUUUAUAUCUCUCUAGUCAAGCUGUUGAGCCGCCACUCAAGUGAUUUUGUUGUUCCUAUACGUAGCACAAUGGCCAACUGAGGGUUUAGGUUAUCCUGCGUCUGCUGUUGGACAAAGUUCUUUUAGAAAACACAAACAUAUUUAAAGAGUUUGAUGUACAGUAGGUUGUUGUAGGCUUUUUGAUUGCCAGAUGCUGCUUGAUAAUUUUAUUCCACUCUCUACUUCUUU